CUGACCUGUCUCUACGCGGCUUAUCCCGCCCCUCAGGUGAUGUGGAUGCGAGAUAACUUCCUCGGGUCGCAACUUCUCAGUGACGAGUAUUUCACCGUCACGCCGCAAGAUGGCCACCCGCCCUUUACCCACAACAUGACGCUCAGCAUGAGGAAUCUGGUUCUCUCUGACUUCGGCGCCUACACCUGCAUCAUCAAGAACUCACAGGGCGAAGCUCGAGGAACAGCUAUACUACGAGAAGUCGUGACCACCACCACCACGACCCCCCCUACCACUACGACCACCUCCCCUCCCCCUUCCUACAAUGACUAUGACGACAACGCUAAGAAUCUGACUGCGCCUCUGGUCGUCAACACGUCACCGGAUCUCACAAGGGGCGGCGCGGGUGUCCAACCAGCGCCCUCCAGAGAGCAGCAUUAUGGCAACAGAAAGUCCAAAAAUAUAGCUAGGAUAAAUAUUAUUGAUGAUAAAAAAAAUGGUGGAAGCAGUCCUAGAGGCGUGCUGGGUGUUGCGUUGUUGCCUGUUAUCCUGCAUCUCGGUUGCAAGAACCUUAUCCUGUAGCCUACCCGCUGAAUUAACUGAUCUUGUGAAUCAGACGAUAUUUCAUUGACCAAAUUCAAAAUGAAGAUUUCAUAAGUCACUAUUCUCUCAAAAGAUUAAUGCCCCUUGCCGCUAUUUCAAGAAGACUGAUUUUAUAAGUCAUGCUGGUCGAAAAAGAGAGAUUUUCUAACCCAUACUGCUCUCGAAAAGAGAGAUUUUCUAAGUCACACUGUUCGAAAAAGAGAGAUUUUUCAAGCCAUACUGCUCUCGAAAAGAGAGAUUUUCUAAGUCAUACUGUUCGAAAAUGACUGAUUUUAUAAGUCAGACUGCUCUUUAAAAACUGUUUUCAUAAGUCAAACUGCUCUCUAAAAAGUAAUUUCAUAAGUCAGACAGAACUUGUAAAAACUGAACCAUAAGUUGCGCUGAUGACUUCCAAGUGGCUUUGUGUGAAUCGUAGCUCGUUUUAUAAACUCAAUAACACCGGAUCUCAUGACUAUAAAAGGAGCAUCAGAUUCUGAGAUCCGAUUCCCCUCUCCUCGUAAAUAGCAGAGGGUUUUCGAUCACCUUGAAGUAAUAUCGGAUUCUUUACACAGGGUCAAAGUGUAUUACCAAUUCAAACCGUGCAAUACAUUGUCUAUCACGGCAAAUGUCGCCAGAAAUUGCAAAUGCACUCAGUGACUGAAUGAUACUGACAUAAUUAUGUGUUAAACGAUGUUGACAGACAAUAACAGUUCGGUGUUGCGUGUAUAAUGUCAUUUUGCAAUUUAUGGAAACCUCGACUUGCAGCUUUGCCAGAGCAACAGUUCGCUCGCGUGAUGUAAGUGGAUUUUCUUUUCGACUUUCGAAAAAGAUUCAUUCAACUUUUUUUUUCCUUUUCUCUAUGGGAAGAGUCAGUAUUUCUGUUCCCUGUCAUUGUGCAUUUGGAAAUAAUCGAAGUGUUUUGAAAGAAAAACAUACAUAAAUGGUAAAAGAAGAAAUUAAGAGGAAUGAUAAUGGAAGUAAAGACGUGAUAAUGAUAGAAUUGAUGAUGAUAACGAGUAUGAUAAUGAUGUUGAAACUUGUGAUAAUAUUAAGGAACACUGAAAUAUAUGAAAAAUGAGAUAAUAAAAAAGUGACAAUAAUACCACUAGUGAUGGUAUUAUAAAAACCACAAAGAAAAUAUAUAUUCAUGAGGAAGAAAAAAAAGAUGCUUAGAAACCUACAUAUAACAGGAAAAAAAAAAAAAAAAAAAAAAAUAUUCAUUGCUAUUUCAAACCAGAUAAAUGCCAUUUCCCAUUUAUUAAUAUGCAUCCUCUUUCUGUAAGGAUUUAUUUUCAUAAAUGGUUUCCAAAAAAAGGUUGACUUGUACAUAUAUCAAAAAGCCAUAUAUGUUUAACCAGACCAAAGCCGGUUGUGGAGGAGAAAGGAUGGUUGUUGUGGGAUG
This is a messenger RNA of Penaeus chinensis, 1963 nucleotides long. RefSeq lists its product as uncharacterized. The coding region runs from base 40 to 561 and encodes 173 amino acids. The transcript has 5 exons. Lineage: Eukaryota; Metazoa; Arthropoda; Malacostraca; Decapoda; Penaeidae. The record is from RefSeq and is a predicted model, not a curated record.